CCUUGAUUAAAUACAAUUGAGUAACAGGUGCGCGAAGAAUAAGUAGAAAAAGUGUGCGUUUGUCGACUCAUUCACAAAUCGAGCUUCUAACUUUUUUUUAUUUUGCAAAUAUAAGAGGACAGCAUGCCGUUGACUCGCUCGAAAGUCCCAGAAAGCGUCCAGAGUAAGGAACAGUUAAGUCGGGAGAUGCGACAGAAAAGACUGGCGCUUUUCAUCCAGCAGUUUGAGAAGGAAGCACAAGAACGCCUGAACGACUUGGAAGUGAAAAUGGAGAACCUGUUGGGCACAGUGGACAAAGUCUUCUCAGUGGAGCUGAUGAAGAUGCCCCCUUCUCUUAAAAACACGCUCCUAAAGGAUUUAACAAGUGAGGAGGGAAUUUCUGCCAGUGAGGUGUCUAUAGUCAUGAGUGAGUCCUGUGAGAUGUCUCAGCCCCUCAGGAGAGUACUUUAUAAUAAUAAAAGAGGAAAAUCGACCGAUACAUCACCAGCUUCGUCUACCUCAGCUCAGAAGUCCUCUUCCAAAGCCCCAAAGAGUGGAAAGGGGACAAAAAGGACCAGAACAUUAGUUGGUAGUAACAGCGCAGGAAAUCUGUCGGCUUCAUCUGGGACUGUGAAAAGAACUCAAAGCUGCUCGAUGAGUCGCUACGAUCAGACUGUAUCGAAGCAGAAAACGCCAAAACUCAGGUCUGUCAUGUCUGCUGGGGAUUUGCAGUGUUCAGUGGCAGGAUCUGCAGCACACAUCACUGUGACUACAGCACGGGGACAGAUUGUCAGUUUUUCUGAAGAGAACAAGGAUGAAAUUAACUGGGACUUGCUUGAUGACGUUGCGCUGUGCCACAUCCAGAAGCUUUCGAGUCUGAUGGACUAUCUCUCACGGCAGAGUCGCUCUCAACAAUGAGUUUAGAUGUCUGAACACCAACUGCGACCAGGACAUUUUUCAUAAGAUUGUCAACAUGUUUCAAAUGUUUUAAAUGUUUUGUAAAUAUAAUAAAGUUCACUGGUAUUACA
Molecule: messenger RNA, 1007 nt
Organism: Melanotaenia boesemani (Boeseman's rainbowfish)
Lineage: Eukaryota; Metazoa; Chordata; Actinopteri; Atheriniformes; Melanotaeniidae
Gene: cdca9
Product: cell division cycle associated 9
Exons: 10
Coding region: 124-897 (257 amino acids)
Biological process (GO): mitotic sister chromatid segregation
Cellular component (GO): chromosome passenger complex; chromosome, centromeric region; spindle midzone
Source: RefSeq, a predicted model, not a curated record